AUGUCGCCUGGUGUCAUGCAAGUCCUCGAGAACUCGCGUUUCUUGGGCCUCUGCUGUCUCGGUAUUUCUCCACUUCUCACUCACGCAACACCACUAACGAAAAAUACCAGGCGGCAUCGCAUCCAGGGUGACGAGUCUCGCAUGAAUCCAACUACUCUUCACAUGGCGCAAGCAGUUCGUCCAUCUCAUGUCAGAUCUUCAAAGCAUUCAAAGAGUAUUGGUAACUUUUUCAAUGCUUUCUUGGCUGUCACAAAUCCUGUUUUUGCAUAUGCAGGGCACUUCAUGCGACUUUUGGCAUGGUUCUUUAUUCUGAUAUAUAAGAUGCAUAAACCCGAGGGCACUAUGAUAAAGGCAGCAUGGUGUCUACAGGGCUUCGCUACAGUAUUCGUUUUCAGCGUAGUCAUGUAUGUCAACAUUGGAAACACAAUCCAGUCCCCGAUCCUCUUUUCUCUUCCUAUGGUAUGGGCAAAGGCAGUGUUUGCCAUUGCUCUCCCAAAUUUCCUGUGCUCUUCCGGGCUACUAAUACACUCAUCCAGCUACAAAGCUGGCACAGCUAUUGCCACAAUUCUCGCCAUCACAGUCCCAAUAUUAUCCUACCUAAUUGGCAUCGUGGCAGCCCUCUUUGCCGCAUGCACUUCCAUCUGUGUCACUGGGACUUAUGUGUCGAUAAAGCUCAUCGUCAAAGUAUACGCCAAUGGCCAAGUUGGGAAACCUUUCGUUUGCUAG
Messenger RNA from Suillus discolor, 726 nucleotides. RefSeq lists its product as uncharacterized. The transcript has 9 exons. Lineage: Eukaryota; Fungi; Basidiomycota; Agaricomycetes; Boletales; Suillaceae. Bases 1 to 726 code for a protein of 241 amino acids. The record is from RefSeq and is a predicted model, not a curated record.